Molecule: messenger RNA, 612 nt
Organism: Eublepharis macularius
Lineage: Eukaryota; Metazoa; Chordata; Lepidosauria; Squamata; Eublepharidae
Gene: RASL10B
Product: RAS like family 10 member B
Exons: 3
Coding region: 1-612 (203 amino acids)
Molecular function (GO): GTPase activity; GTP binding
Source: RefSeq, a predicted model, not a curated record
AUGGUGACAACUUUCAAGAUUGCCGUGCUGGGUGCUCAAGGGGUCGGAAAGAGUGCCAUUGUCCGCCAGUUCCUCUACAACGAGUUCAGCGACGUCUGUGCGCCCACCAAGGCCCGCCGCAUCUACCUGCCCGCCGUGGUCAUGAACGGCCACGUACACGACCUUCAGAUCAUGGACUUCCCACCCAUCACCUCUUUCCCAGUAAACACAUUGCAGGAGUGGGCGGACGUGUGCUGCCGAGGCCUCCGGAGCGUUCAUGCCUACAUCUUGGUCUAUGACAUCUGUUGUUUUGACAGUUUUGAGUAUGUCAAAACCAUUAGGCAGCAGAUCCUAGAAACGAGGGUCAUCGGCACCUCUGACACACCCAUCAUUAUCGUGGGGAAUAAGCGGGACCUGCAGAAGGGCCGGGUUAUCCCACGCUGGAACGUCUCCAACUUGGUGAAGAAGACCUGGAAAUGUGGCUACAUCGAGUGCUCGGCCAAGUACAACUGGCACAUCCUGUUGCUCUUCAGCGAACUCCUCAAGAGUGUGGGUUGUGCCCGUUGCAAGCACGUCCACACCACCAUCCGCUUCCAGGGGGCUCUGAGAAGGAACCGAUGUACCAUCAUGUGA